AUGUGUUUGGACAAUGCCUGGGCUACCAAGGCUGCCAUUCACGAUGCUGCUGGCAUCAAGGACCCUUGGAACGCGUCGGACGUGUCGGUGCCGUGCUGGGCCCUGCAGGGUCGACCUUGUCAGGACCUUGAUUCGCCCCGGGUGGCGUCUGGAAACUUGGGCCCGGGUGGCAACUUAGGAUUUGGAAGGCUGGACGCGGAAAUUCACGCGGACAGCUUGCCCCCAGCUGAAGAGGAGCUGCAGCCUAAGGGCUUCUUCGGCCGUGCUUGGGACCAGCUCUUCGGGAUCCUUAGCCUAGACCUCGGCAGCUUUCAACGAUACCCUGAUCCCUCCGGUGUGUCAAACUUGCCGAGCGACCCCACGGUCUGGAUCUUCGGCCUGAUGCUGGGGUGGCCGCUGUUGCAAAAUCUCUUCGCCGCCAGCGGCGGCGCGGCUCCACAGGCGGGAAGUCCACGAACGAUCCAGGAGGGCGACCUGGUGAAGGUCGAAGAGUUGGAGGUGCACAAGGAGUAUAAUGGCUUGCAGGGCCGCGUGCUGGGCCGUGUGGCGGCCGAUGGAGGUGACGUGAAGCAUGGGAGCCCAGCCAUGAGCCACCAACGUUUCCUCACAAUUCUGUCAGUCCUAUGGGCCAGCAGUGCCGCUUUCAAGCUGUUGGACGUUGGAGCCCCUAGAGCUGGAACGCAAACUAUGUAUGAUGCCAUGAGAAUCCUGGGGUUCAAUCCGUUGCACACGGGCGUUUCGAGAGAGAUCCGCCCGCCGCUGUGCGAUUAUUUGUUUGGCAAUGGUCGGCUCGAGGAUGCUCUGGCAACCUUGGCUGCAUUUGAUGGCGCCAUGGAUGAACCUGUCAUGCUGAUGUAUGAAGAGGUCAUGGCAGCUUUUCCCGAAACCAAAUUUGUGUUGACCAUCCGAGACGCUGAAAGCUGGUUUAGCAACUACUUACACGUUGGUCAGAUGAUGUAUUUCAGCGCUGACGUUUCCGGAUGGGUCGCAGACACCAAUAGUACUGACUACAAGUGCUCUGGCAUGCGAGCAUGGGGCUGCAAUUUUCGAGAUCCCUCGGCCGAAGAGAAAGAGACCUGCUUGCAAAACUAUGCUCGUCACAAUGAGAGGGUGCAAGAAGUGAUUCCACCUGAGCGUUUAUUGGUCUACAACUGGUCUGAUGGAUGGGCCCCAUUGGCCCAUUUUUUGGGCACAGCCAUUCCGGAGGAAGAAUUUCCACAUGAAGAUUCCCUGGUAUUAGGUAGCUUUACGCCGAUACGUGUUUCGCUUUGCGAGUACUUGUUCGGCAAUGGCCCACUGGAAGAUGCCAUAGCUCUACUGGGUGCCUUUGAUGCUGCUAUGGAUGAACCUGUCAUGCUGAUGUAUGAAGAGGUUAUGGCAGCUUUUCCCGAAGCCAAAUUUUUGUUGACCCUCUCAGACGCUGAAAGCUGGUUCAACAGCACUGUAGAGCUGGCCCGAACAAUGUCCUUCAACCGUGCUGUGAUGUCCGUUCCAGAUCCACUGGAUGAGUUGGACAGAAACUCUUGGAAAUUCCUUUGUUCAGGCAUGAAAUCAUGGGGCUGCAACUUUGAGAAUUCCUCGGCCGAAGAGAAAGAGACCUGCUUGCAAAACUAUGCUCGUCACAAUGAGAGGGUGCAAGAAGUGAUUCCACCUGAGCGUUUAUUGGUCUACAACUGGUCUGAUGGAUGGGCCCCAUUGGCCCAUUUUUUGGGCACAGCCAUUCCGGAGGAAGAAUUUCCACAUGAAGAUGCUGUGAAGAGCAGAAACGAAGAACGCGAAGUCGAAGCCCUCAGCACCGAGUGCAGCUCCAAAUUGGAAGCGAGACGAAGGAUGUUCGCAGUUUCGGAUAGUUUUCUAAGCAUUUUUGGUGCUCUUUGCAGCUUUUCCAUCUGUGCUGAAGCCUCUGAGAAUGUCACAGCCUGGAAGCUCCGUAGGAUCUUCAUCACUCUUGGUCCACUGGCAGGUGUCAUGUUGCCUGUGACCUUCGCUCUGUCUCGGCUCAGAGAUGUAGCUGAAAGGUUUUCCUUGGCAUGUGAGAAGACGGGCGCCCAAGGACCAUGCUAUGUCCCCAUGGAAGGUGGCUCCACGGUCGCCAGGGCCCGCCUGGCAGCUCUGCUAGCGUUUUUGCUCGCAGGUCCCUGGGUGUACUUAGCAGACAACCCGGAGUACUACAGGGACCUGUCAUUUGACAAGGGUGAGUUGGUGGAGUGCCACCUUUAUGACGAUGGAGGAGGAGCCCAAGGCUUUGGGCUUUGGGAUAUCAGAGAGCAGCUGGAAAAGGCGAAAUCUGGUUUGUGGGUCAAGGCGAGGCUGAUCGCCGUCAGCGAUGCGCACCUCAAGUGGUGGUUGACGUCAGGACCGGGGUCUCGUGAAAAGAGACGGUUCCCCUUGCACUUCUGUGCCGGUCCGUUGGCGUCUUGCAAAAAGAAGCUGCAAGACCCGACCUUCGAGUUCCACACGGACUUCUUCCGUAAAGUGGUGGCUGGGAGUAUCACCGACAAAAAGAUCGGGUGGUUCAAGGAUGAAAGCGCCAAGGAUGAUAUCGCAGCGGAGGUGUCGCGCCUUGCUGGGAUUGCAACCCCCCGCGGGGGAGUAGGUGCCACCGCGAAAAAGACUCCUUUGAACUUCUCCGACUCUGAGAACCCUCCGAGCGAGGUGGCCCUGGGUGUGACCCCGCCGGCAGGCGAGAAUGUGGAGGCUCGUCUCGUGGACCUCCGUCAGUCACUUGGCAAAGUGAAAGCCAAGGACAAGAAGGACAAAAAGGCCAAGAAGGCCAAGGAGGCCAAAAGGCCGAAGUCCGCGGACGACAAGAAGAAGCCCGCUGCGGCGGAGGACGCACCGCUAUGGUUUGGUAAGAGAAAACCAGGUGGUGCAGAAGCUGGGUCUCGAAGCACCAGCUCCUCUUCUGAGUCGUCCGCCCGUGGUCACCCUCGGGACAAGGGUCGGCGGAGCAAGAAAGAAGGCAGAGCACAUAGGGCCAGAAAAUCCCGACGCGUCGGUGACAGAGGACCCUUUGGGACUGGAACCAAGGUUCAUUUUGAAAAAGAGAGUGGCUCGUCAUUCAGUUCUGAAGGCGAAGCGGGCGACGGACAAGUUUUUCAGGCGGCCCCCUCCAGCAAAUCGAAACACCUGCAACUACUCGAGUACGCCCAAAAGAACCCGGGGCGUCUAGCAAGCAGGUUGUUAUCGAAGAUGCGCACGUUGCUGGCCAGAGAGGAGGGGGCCUUGAACGCCGAGGCCAGCCAAGCCAACUUGACCCCCGCUACCGCGACGAGCUACUUCCUGACAGUACUCAUCCCGCUUCAUCGGGAUCGCCUGAAUCUACGAGUACAGCGGGAGUUGCGCACCAUUGCGCGAGCUCUGGAUCUGGUGGCGAUGGGGACGCCGGAGAGAGCGGCGGAUGUGCUAGCGCAGCGCAUGAAGGCGCUCGAAAUGAUGAUCGCCGACCAGAGCUGGGCGAGGGCAGCCCAUAUCGAGCUCCUUCCGCCCGAGGGCGCGACGCUCGUCGAACCCGACGAAAGGCCCGACUAUAUCCCAGUGGCAUUGUUGAAGAACAUCCUGCAGUACAAGACUGGUCAAGGGAAAGACCGGACGUGGCGACGCCGAUGGCCUUCUUCAGCUGUCUUCGUCCUGCUCCACUUCCACAGGGCAGAUGACAAAGAUUCGGACGAUGAUGGCGAUGAUGUUGGUGCCAAACCUGGUGCCAAAGCGGAAUCUGCUCAGAGGGUUGGUUCUGGAGCUGGGCCUGAGGGUCCAGACGCUGGGGGUUUGAAGGCCAAGAAAAACAAAUCUGAUUGGGAUUACAAGAACAUCCGUGAUGCAUUCAUCAAACAGAAAAAGAACGAGGGCUACACAUAUGCCAAGGCGAAGGAUUUGUGGGAUCAGUCAAAUGAAAAGGCAUCCUACUUAGGUGCUGCUUCUGUACAGGCUGGCCUUCGUGGUGCGGCCAUAGAUGUGGUUGAUUGCCCAGUGUGGGAUUUGGUGACCCCUGCAGCCUUUGCGUCUCUAGGUCUGCUGGCUCUGCGAAGCCACGAAAGGAAAGAGCAUCUUCAGGAGAACAAAAUGCGCGCUUGGAAAGGAAAGGGGAUCGGCAAGGAAGGUGAAGGAAAAGGAAAGGCUCGCGACGACAAGGGGAAAGGGAAGAAAGGCCAGCGCUGGAGCGAAGUGAAGGUGAUGGAUUCACUUGACGAGUCGUCCGAUGUGGCAGAAUUGGAUGACGAUGAACUGGACCCGGUCCUGACGGACCGAGAGGAGGAUGUGGCUGAUCUUUCCCCGGUCGCGGCCGAGGCUGAUAUGAGUGUCACCGCAGAUCCGCGGAUCCAGCCGACCACAACACUUGUGGAGUGGCAGGACCUGGUUGGUGAAACGUUUAAGCAGUGCCCCUCAAUGGCUGACCUGGGUAAGUAUCUCAUGUCACAGGUGUGCAGGGCGCCGACGCCGCUGGGCCGGUUUUUCCGCCAAUGGUGUCAACCCGCACAGCCCCCUCCGGGCGCCGAGCCCGCUCAUCAGCGGCGCGGCGACAUCCUGCCUAUCCCACCGUGGCUGGUGACAGCGGCAGUCGAUGGGGUCACUGCGUCUAAUGUUUAUUGGGUAUGGUUUAUCACGGUGAUUCUGAAUUUCAACUACUGCGCUGGCUGGAGCAAGCCGGUCUGUGUACCCAUGGAGGACAAGCUGACGUCGAACCAGGCAGAAGCGCUGCGGCAGUUGGGCGAGCUGGUGGACACCAACAUCCUGUCGGCGGAGCCACUUGGUUCCUUGGGACAGGCCCGCGAGUUGCUCGCGUCAAAGAAGUUUGACUACUCGGGGGCUCCAAUUGAAUAUAUGGAGGAGCUCAAGGCUGAUCGGGUUGCCCCCGCCUGGCCGCGGCCAGGGGAGGCGGCGGUGCAACCCAUCGCAAAAUACCUGGGGGAGGCAACACGACAGGCGCUCAUGGACCCAACAAGGUUGCUCCUCCCCCCGGAUAAGAUGCCUCAUCGAGCGCCUCGCUCACGAGUACGAGCCACAGACGCCGAAUGGUUUGCCAUCUGCAGCUUGGCGCAUGAGCGGGGAAUCAUGAAACCGGUUGACGAUGACCUCAUCCCGCGGGAUCGCAUGGGUCACUUGAUCACUAAUGGUGCCGGGGCAGUCCUCAAGGAAAAGCAAGUUGAUGGUCGACUGGUUAAAUGCCAGCGUUUCAUAAGCAUCCUGUGCCCCAUCAACGCUGUGACGGUGCCAUUGGAAGGUGAGCAAAGCACCCUUCCCUUCAUCGGUUCCAUGACGUCCAUCCAAUUGGAUGAAGAGGAGGUGGCCUAUCUGGAGAGCGAAGACCUACAAUCGGCCUUCAACCUUUUCGCGGCCCCAGAGCAGUGGCUGCCCAUGUUCGCCUACUCGAAAAAGGUGGAUGGCGCUGCCUUUGGCCUGGAAGCGGGUAAACUGGUGAGACCUGCCCUGGCAACCAUUCCAAUGGGGUGGCACAGCGCGGUUGGCCUCGUACAAGAAGCUGUGCGCUGUUUGGUGUUUGAGCGCUGUGGUGUCCCAAGGUCUCUCUCCGUGGAGAAGAAUCGACCGUUGCCGCCUGGUCCUGACAGGGCUAUAGUGUACUUGGACAAUUUUGAUGAAAUCCGCGUGGUUCAGAGGGUGAGCCAGGAAUUGGCCGACGAGUCUGACAGCAUGUCAGAGUACCACCGGAGGUUCAUCGAGGUGUGUGACCAGGACGGGCUCCCACGCAGUGCCGGCAAGCAGUUGAUUCAUGCGUUUGUCGGUGGCCUGCAAGGCGGGCAGUUCGAUGGCCAAAGGGGUACACUGAAGGUGGCCCCUGACAAGCUGCACAACUUCGUGCGGAUUAGCAUGGCCCUUCUGUCAAGCAAAAGCUGGGGUGAGUACCAACUCCGCCACUGGGCAGGCAAGGCCGCUUUCAUCGCGGCCUUCAAGCGCCUCUUGUUCUCAAACCUAUUUGAGAUCUUCCCGUUGAUUGAGGCGUCUCGCCGCGGCGACGUGGCGCGGCUGAGCCCCGAAAUCAGUUGCACCGAUGCGUCGCCCACCGGUGGUGCCACGGCAGUGGCUACACGCUUCAAGAGCCACUUCCUGCAGGUGCCUGACGCGCAGGUCGAUGACAGACGCUGCGCUCACUGUGAGGAGGAGCUGGAUGACCAUGAUGUCACUUAUCCGUGCAGUCGCCGGUGCGGACUGCGGUCCUGUUCACCCAUGUGCGCCUACACGCACGAGGGAUUGAGAUCCAGCGGAGUGGAUCUCAAGAUCCCAUCGUACCCUUGGGACUUUUUUACCCCAGAAGGUAAGAAAAAGUUGGAUCAGAUGGAAGCCGACAGCUGUCUGGCGGCCACGCACUGGGCUCCGGAACGCAAGACCUUUAGCGCCGUGCGCGGCAGGCCGAUACAGCUCCCCAGUGGCAGGUAUGUGGCUGGUCCAAAAGUAUUGAGAUCCAAGGAAAAACCAUGGGGCUUCUCAAACCUGGGCCGUGAUGAUAUGAUCAAGGUCCGACAAGGGAACGGCAUGGCAAAGAGGAGCCUACAAGGCUUCAAAGAGGGGCUUGAUGCAGGGCGAAUUGUGACGCUCGAACACCCCUGGAGUUCGUUCAUCUGGGAUACGCCGGAAGCAAAAGAACUACUCCUGGACCCACGGGUUUUCGUGAUUUGCUUCUCGGACUGCUGCUGGGGUGGAUGGCGGCGCAAAUGGACGUGCAUCAUUACCUCGGACCCGGGGUUGCACCAGGCGCUCCACCACCCGCACUGCCCGGGACACUACUGGCUGAAGCCCUCUGAGCUCCAUGACACUCCUGGUGGGCUCAUCUUUGAAUCAGAGACUGAGCGAGAUUACCCGUGGAGCUUUUGUGUCGCUUAUGCCCAAGCUCUAAAGGAGUCGAUGAACCGCCGCACUCCUCAGCCGGUUGGGAUGCUGCCCAGAGACGAGCUGAUGGCCAUUUUCUCAGCAGUGAAACGAGCAACCAAGGGCCUGCAGAAGGAAGAAGUGGCCAUGAAAGUUGCGAAACAGGUCAAUGCUUGGGUAAACAGCAUGACCCCCGGGCAAGAAGUGGACCAUUUGGCAAAGCUGCUACGCCAUGUCUCCACCCGCGGGUGUGAUGUCAAAAUCUUGCUGGACCCGGAAGAUGGGAGCCUAGCCCUUAUGGCUCCUUACCCGGCAUUUGUGUGGUUUUGGCGUACAUUGGUUGCCUACCGCUGGGGGCAGCCGCAACACAUCAACCUCUUGGAGGUCUCAGCCUUUUUGGUCGAAAUCCGUCGGCGGGCCCGGGAUUCCACCGCCCUGCGGGGCAGAUUCGUCAACAUCACGGACUCCCAGGUCGCCUACCAUUGUCUCACGAAGGGCAGGAGCCCCUCAUCCCGUUUGAAUCGUCUGAUCCGCCGCGUGGCUGCCGUGUCUUUUGCGGCGGACCUCACCCCGUUCCACAUUUGGACGAUCAGCAAAUGGAACUUUGCUGAUCACGGCAGCAGGUUGGAUGUUGACAAACCACGGCCGAGCGUCACCCAAAUGUGGCUCCGAGGGCUCUUGAGCUUUUUGCCUUUGAGGUCCCUGCUAAGACGGGCACGAAAGCCGCUGGAAAUUCAGUAUUCCACAGCGGAUGACACCGUUCCGACCUUGGGCCGAGUCCUUUGCCAGCUGCGAGUACCGCGUCGGACCGGCAAGCGAAAAGUUGCUGCAACAGCCGAGCAGCCGGAGAAAAAAAAUGUGUCGACGGCGAAGGCCAAAGGCAAAAAGAUGUUGAGGAAGAAGAAGCCCGUGGAGGUCCAAGACGAAGAGGAUAGCCCUGCGGAGUAUGUGCCUACCGAGAAAAACAUGGCGAAGAUCGAACAGAUGCUGAAGGAUGCUCAAGAGGAAGAGAAGCAGGAGGGAAAGAAAAGGAAGACGCUGAAAGACAUCAUCGCGAAGAAGAAAGAGGAACGGAAGGAGAAAAGAAAGGAGAGGCAGCAGAAAGAUCUGGGGCGCCCGAUGACUUCCAAAGAAAAGUUGAAGUUGAAACUCAAGAACAUCAAGGAGCAUUCCUUGACGAAGAAGAAAAACGUUGCAAAGAAGGAGAAAGCCGCGCCCAUGGUGAAGUCCACGCCAUGCAUGUACUUGAAAGCUGGAAAGGUGUGUCCACAUGCCCAGUGCAGAUACUCUCACGACCUUUAG
Molecule: messenger RNA, 8124 nt
Organism: Cladocopium goreaui
Lineage: Eukaryota; Dinophyceae; Suessiales; Symbiodiniaceae
Source: the annotation of a GenBank genome assembly